AUGGGUAUUCCGGGUCUUUUCAAAAGGCUUUAUAUACGUUAUCCUCAUAUAGUUGAUGCAACGAAAAAAAAAAUAACUCCAAAAAGUAAUAAAGCCGAUUUUUUAUAUUUAGAUAUUAAUGCUCUAUUUCAUAUUGCAUUAUCUAAAAAUCAAUCAAGAAAACCAAAAAAUCCGCGUCAAAUGUUAUCAAGAGUAUUUCAUGAAAUGGAUUUUACUAUAGAGAAAUGUAAGCCACAGCUUGUUUACAUUGCAAUGGAUGGUGUUGCACCAAGGGCUAAGAUGAAUGAACAGAGAUCACGAAGAUAUAUUUAUCAAAAUGAUAACUUCAAUAUACAUAACCAAAUUAGAAACAGUAACGGUGGUAGCGGUGAUAACAUAAAAAAUAGUGAAAAUUUAGGAUUUUUUGUCCCAAUAGAUUCCGUUUCAAUUUCAGCAGGAACAGAUUUUAUGGCUGCAGCAAAUGAAGCAAUUAGAUAUUAUAUAUAUCAACGUUUGAAUUGGAAGUAUAAAACACUUCAAAUAAUAUUUAAUGAUUCUAAAGUACCAGGUGAGGGUGAACACAAAAUUUUUAGAUAUUUGAAUACACAAUGUACACAUCCUGGUUACAAUUCAAGGAAUCGACAUGUUGUAUGUGGAAGUGAUGCAGAUUUUAUAAUGUACGCAUUGUUAACCAAUGAACCUAACAUACGUAUAUUACGAACAGGAGUUGUUGGUGAUAGUGUAAUGGUGAACAUUCACAAGCUACGCCGACACAUUAUUGUUGAUAUGUUAAAUAAUAAUAACCCUAAUAAAGUUUCAAUACAUGAUGGAGGGGUUGAUGAGAAUAAUUUAAUUGAUGAUUUUGUAUUUCUUGUCAGUCUACUUGGAAAUGAUUUUAUGCCAAGAUUGAAGCAUAUUGGUGAGGCAUCUGUUGAUCUAUUGUUUCAAGCUUAUAGUACAUAUUUUGAUAUGGCUAAUGGCUCUUACAUCACAAAUAAAAGACAAAAACAACAACCGAUAAUCGAUUUCAACAGAUUACAUCAAUUCUUUGAGUGUUUGGAAUUUAUUAUCAAUUCCAAUCCAUUAAGAAGAAGAAGUAGCCGAAUGUCAGAUAAUCUUGAUCUUGACGAAGCAACACUCUCAAAUCGAGCCAAUGACUACGUAAAAACAAUGUGUUGGUCAUUUCUAUAUUAUAAUGGAGAUUGUCCCAGUUGGAGAUUUUUUUAUCCUUAUCACAAAUCACCUACCAUUCGAGAAAUUUUGAAAUAUGUGAAUCCUAGCGAAUUCAAACCAAAAUUCACUCCAGAUUGCCCAAUGAAUCCAUUUGAGCAAUUAGUUUGCAUCAUACCACCAUCAAGUAACUAUCUUCUACCUGAAUCUUUACGUGACCUGCUUACAAAUCCCGAGUCACCUCUGAAGGAUUUUUUCCCGAAAACAUAUCAAACAAAACGUAAUGGUGCCGCAAUCUUGCCAUUUAUUGAAGAGGAAAUUCUGUUAGAUUCUGUGAAACAGAGAUAUCAAUACAUUGAUAAGAAUGAAUUAGAGAAAAAUUCAUUAGACGGAAAAGUUCAUAUUUUUUCUGGUAGUAAAUCGACAACUUAUCCAAUAAUAUAUUCACUUUGUAGAAGUUUAGACAAUAGAUUUACAAUCCUUGAUAAUUCCAUAAUUUAUGGCAAGUUGAAUCAUGGUGGAGACAUGCUUAGAACAAUAAAAACACCAGUUGAUGGAUGGAACCAAAUAUAUCAUAAUUCAGUAGCAUUUGCUGAAUACAAUUUACCAAAUCAAGCCACAGUUUUCUCUCAUGAUUUAAUAAAGUCUCUACAAUAA
Molecule: messenger RNA, 1806 nt
Organism: Entrophospora candida
Lineage: Eukaryota; Fungi; Glomeromycota; Glomeromycetes; Entrophosporales; Entrophosporaceae
Source: the annotation of a GenBank genome assembly